Sclerotinia sclerotiorum 1980 UF-70 is the source of this 1461-nucleotide messenger RNA. RefSeq lists its product as hypothetical. The transcript is spliced from 3 exons. Gene Ontology annotation, cellular component: cytoplasm. Lineage: Eukaryota; Fungi; Ascomycota; Leotiomycetes; Helotiales; Sclerotiniaceae. Gene Ontology annotation, molecular function: oxidoreductase activity. Bases 1 to 1461 code for a protein of 486 amino acids. The record is from RefSeq and is a predicted model, not a curated record.
AUGUCAUUCAUAGUUACUCAAUUUAGUAGUCCAUACAUACCACUCGCAGCAAGGCAAGAGGCUCUUGACCGAGCAUUCGCAGAUCCUGGAAUUCCAGAUGCGAUUCAUACAACGAAAUCAUUUUGGAUGAAAGAGCCACAUCCCGAGGUUGCAAGUGUACAGUCAGAACAUCUCCCAGAAAUCGCGAAUUACGUCAUCAUUGGUUCGGGUAUUACAGGAGCUUCAGUAGCACAAGCUUUGUUAGAGGGCCUCGAGGAGGCUAGUCCAUCAGAAACCCAAUCUUUACCUCAGCCGAAAGUCAUCAUGCUAGAAGCUCGAGACAGUUGUAGUGGUGCCACGGGAAGAAACGGUGGGCACAUUUUGGAAACUGGCGAGGAAUAUGCUAUGCUCAAAGAACGUUUGGGUAAAGAUGAAGCUAUUAAAAUUCAUAAAUUGCGAAUUUCCCACCUUGAAGCAUUGAUCAAAAGUGCCGACCAUUUGGGACUGACUGAAGAAUCACAAGUUCGUAAAGUGCGAUUCUUGAGAUGGGGUUUCAUUGAAGCUGAUGAAUUGGCGAAGGAGUUCGGGAUACCAAAUGCUGCUGGAGCAGUGACAGGUAUUGCAGGUGCAAUGUGGCCCUACAAAUUUGUCACAGGCCUUCUAGCACACCUACGAAAACAAUUCCCAUCAAACUUCCUCCUUGAAACAAACACUAGCGUUUCCCAAAUCCAUCGAGGCGAACACUAUUUGGAAGUCACCACACCCCGGGGAACAAUAAAAUCCAAACACGUAAUCCACUGCACCAACUCUCACAUCGGACACCUCGUCCCGGGCAUAAAAGGCUGCAUCUUCUCCAUUGUCGGACAAAUGUCCGCCCAACCACCCGGAGACAAAUUCAAACACCAAAGCGACCACUCCUGGAUCUUCAACUAUGCCCAUGGUUUCGACUACCUAACACAACUUCCCAUCAGCGCAUCAUCUAACGGAGAAAUGAUGAUGGGAGGCGGCUACGCACAAACGCAAAAUGGCGGAAUCCACGAAGCUGGCAUUAGUAAAGAUUCCGAAUUAAACAUGUACGCUAAUAUCCACCUGCGCGGUGUUCUAGGCGCCGUCUUCGCACCUGAGAAUUGGGGUGCGCUUCAUGUGCCACCGGUGAAGUCAAUGUGGACGGGUAAUAUGGGAUUUAGCACCGAUGGAUUACCAUGGGUAGGAGCACUCCCCUCGUCUGUGACAGAUAGGAAAAUCACAACUACACGGAGCAGUUAUGAAGGAGCUGAAUGGGCGGCAGCGGCUUUUUCAGGUGAGGGUAUGGUUCAUGCUUGGUUAUGUGGGAAGGCGUUGGCGGAGAUGAUUCUUACGUUUGAUGUUGGGAGGGAGGGGGUUGUGAUUCCGGAGUGGUUUCCGCAGGCGAUGGUUAUUUCUGAGGAGCGCCUGGCGAAGGCGAGGUUGGAGAGGUAUGCAAAGGAUUGUGUUGUGGUAUGA